Molecule: messenger RNA, 6069 nt
Organism: Neolamprologus brichardi
Lineage: Eukaryota; Metazoa; Chordata; Actinopteri; Cichliformes; Cichlidae
Source: RefSeq, a predicted model, not a curated record
AGUAUCUCAAAGCCGGUUCAGGUUCAGUGUUGCGGCGUUAGUCCAGCCUCCUCACGGUGCACAACUCUCAGGGAACGGAGUGGCUUGCGCUUUUUUCAUGAAAGCCCUUUGCCACCAGUGCGAGAGCUGGGCUAAAGGGGAAUCGAAUCUGAAGGGCCCAGUCUGGCUGUAAGAAGCAUCCUUGUACUUUCCCACAUGGCGCUGUAGUAUAAGCACAUUUUUGUGGACUGUCGACGGGAUCAAAUUGUAAAGAAAGUCGCCCGUUUUCCGUAUAGCUGGGGGCGCUCACCAUGGAGAUGCAAAGAUGGACCACCAGGUGGAAAACGAAAAGGUGGCUAUGGGAUUCAACGCUAAUCGUUACGGUCACAGUUAUUUUAAUUCUCCAGGCUGCCAAUGUUAGAGCAGCUGAACCCGUGGAUGUACUGAAGGUGCUGGACUUUCAGAGCUCUCCUGAAGGAAUAAGGAAAACAGCAGGCUUCUGCACAGUGCGGAGAGGAUCCAAACCCGACGCAGCUUAUCGAGUGGGAAAAAGGGCUCAGCUCAGUGCUCCGACUAAGCAGCUUUUCCCAGGGGGGGUAUUCCCAGAGGAUUUCUCUAUAGUGUUUACCAUCAAGCCCAAGGCUGGCCUCCAGUCCUUCCUGCUUUCUGUGUACAACCAGCAAGGCGUGCAGCAGCUUGGAGUAGAGGUGGGCCGUUCCCCUAUCUUCCAAUAUGAGGACCAGCAUGGCAAGCCUGUCCCAGACGAGUACCCUUUGUUCCGUUCCGUCAAACUUUCUGAUGGCAAAUGGCAUCGCGUAGCUAUCAGUGUGGAGAAGAAGAGCGUUACCAUCAUUGUGGACUGUAAGAAAAAGGUGACAAGACCACUCGCCAGAAGUGACCAUGCCAUUAUCAGCACAGAGGGCAUCACAGUCUUUGGCACCCGAAUCCUAGAUGAAGAGGUCUUUGAGGGUGACAUCCAGCAGCUGCUGAUAGUGGCAGACCCCAGGGCAGCCUAUGACUACUGUGAACACUACAGCCCCGACUGUGAAACCCCCAACCAUCAAGACACCCCACAGGCUCAGGAACCUGAGUACGAGUACACUAACUAUGAUGUCUAUGACUACAGUGAGGGAGAGAUAACCACUGACCCUUCCCCUACUGAAGCAGCCAAAACUCAGACAAAUGUGGGUGGAGACUAUUAUACAGGUGAGUAUGACUACACCGUAGUGGAUGGAAGUCAACCUGAAAAUCCCACUGAUACUGCAGGACAAGGCGAGGCGUACGUAGAGGAAAUAGUGGAUGAUUACAUCACUGGUGUGGAACAGGUCGGGGUGGAUCCCACUACUGGUGUGGAAACUGCUGCCCCAGUGGACACCCAGGAGAAGGUGGAUCCAGGGACCGACGUGUAUGAGUUUAAGGAAUACGACCUGAAUGCAUAUGGCGACAAAGAGUUUACAGAGAAGCAAUAUAAUUAUGAAAGCUAUGAUGAAUUCGACUACAACGCCAAGCCUACAUCUGUACCACUUGAGGAACACGUUGGCCCUGGUGCUCCAGCUGAAACAGAUAUCAAAGAGAGCAGUGUGCAUGGAGGUCAAAGGUACCUGGGAGAAAAAGGAGAGAAGGGCGAACCUGCUGUCAUAGAGCCCGGGAUGCUUGUAGAAGGACCCCCAGGAGCCCCUGGCCCAGCAGGUGUUACUGGUAACCCAGGAUUGCAAGGUUCCCCAGGUCCACCAGGAGACCCUGGUCAGAGGGGCUCUCCUGGGCGUCCUGGUAUUCCUGGUUCAGAUGGUGUUCCUGGGCCUCCAGGGACAAUUCUGAUGCUUCCAUUCCGCGCAGGUGGUGAAGCACACAAAGGACCUGUGAUUACAGCCCAGGAAGCUCAGGCUCAAGCCAUUCUGUCUCAGGCUAGGCUGACAAUGAGAGGUCCUCCAGGGCCAGUGGGCAUGGCAGGAAGAUCUGGGCCUGUGGGUGGACCUGGUGCUCCUGGACUUAAAGGUGACAGUGGUGAUACUGGGCCACAGGGACCCAGAGGUCUACAAGGUUCAACUGGUCCACCAGGAAAAUCAGGAAAAAGGGGUCGAAAUGGAGCUGACGGUGCACGAGGAAUGCCAGGAGAAGCGGGAGGCAAGGGCGAUCGAGGUUUUAAUGGUCUCCCUGGUCUUCCCGGAGAGAAGGGACAUAGAGGAGAACAGGGCUCGACAGGUCCUCCAGGACCCCCAGGAGAAGAUGGCCCAAGAGGUGAAGAUGGCCAGGUUGGACAGAGAGGUGUGGCUGGAGAGAUGGGUCCUAGAGGUUUGCUUGGCCCCAGAGGGUCUUCUGGCCCCGCAGGACAGCGUGGUCUUCCUGGUCUUGAUGGGCAACCUGGUCCUAAAGGAAAUAUGGGUCCACAAGGAGAGGGAGGGCCUCCUGGGCAACAGGGUAUGCCUGGUCCAAAUGGUCUUAUUGGUCCUCAAGGUCCAAUCGGGCCUCCUGGUGAAAAAGGACCUCAAGGGAAGCAAGGUCUGCAUGGCCUAGCUGGUGCCGAUGGCCCCCCUGGUCACCCAGGCAAAGAGGGUCCUCCAGGCGAGAAAGGAGCAGCUGGUCAUCCAGGUCCUAUGGGAUCUAUCGGCUACCCUGGGCCUCGCGGUGUGAAAGGCGCUGAGGGAAUUAGAGGCCUUAAAGGUGACAAAGGAGAAAAGGGAGAAGAUGGAUUUCCAGGAUUUAAAGGUGACAUGGGACUCAAAGGUGACAAGGGUGAAAAUGGCGUACUAGGGCUCAGAGGAGAGGAUGGCCCUGAGGGUCCUAAGGGAAAGUCAGGACCCACUGGGGAGUCUGGCCCUAUGGGGUCAGCUGGAGAGAAGGGAAAACUUGGAGUUCCUGGAUUGCCUGGUUACCCUGGAAGACAAGGGCCAAAGGGCUCCAAUGGCUUUCCAGGAUUCCCUGGGGCAAACGGCGAGAAAGGAACAAGGGGAAUUGCUGGCAAAUCUGGCCCUAGAGGGCAACGUGGCCCAACGGGUCCACGCGGUGGCCGUGGUGCUAGAGGACCAACAGGAAAGCCGGGUGCUAAGCAAUCAGGCAAUGAUGGACCUCCCGGCCUGCCAGGGGAGCGGGGACCUCAAGGACCACAGGGACCUGUCGGUUUCCCUGGACCCAAAGGACCUAAUGGCCCACCAGGGAAAGACGGGCUACCCGGUCAUCCUGGACAGCGGGGAGAAACGGGCUUCCAAGGGAAGACUGGACCUCCGGGGCCUGGAGGAGUGGUUGGACCACAGGGACCAACUGGAGAGACAGGACCUAGUGGAGAGCGAGGACACCCUGGCUCUCCUGGUCCACCUGGUGAACAAGGUCUACCUGGAGCUGCUGGAAAAGAGGGUGGAAAGGGUGAUCCAGGUCUUCAGGGUCCUAGCGGCAAGCCAGGUCCUGCUGGCCUGAGAGGUUUCCAAGGUGCAAGAGGUCUUCCAGGGGCCAUGGGUCCAGGUGGCUUAAAGGGAGGAGAAGGGCCUCAGGGUCCCCCUGGCCCCAUCGGUUCUCCUGGAGAGAGAGGUCCUGCUGGCUCCGGAGGUCCCAUUGGUCCCACAGGACGCAAUGGUCCUCAAGGACCACCUGGCCCUGCUGGAGAAAAAGGGGGUCCUGGAGAGAAAGGUCCCAUGGGUCCUGCUGGCCGUGAUGGCAUUCAAGGUCCUAUUGGUCUUCCUGGUCCAGCUGGUCCACAGGGUCCCCCUGGUGAAGAUGGUGACAAGGGAGAAGUUGGUGGACCUGGACAGAAGGGAAGUAAAGGAGACAAGGGUGAACUUGGUCCACCAGGCCCAACUGGUCUCCAGGGUGUAGUUGGAGCUCCUGGUCCAGCUGGCAGUGAUGGUGAAGCUGGACCGAGAGGACAGCAGGGUAUGUUUGGCCAGAAAGGAGAUGAAGGACCAAGAGGAUUCCCAGGUUUACCCGGACCCAUUGGACUGCAGGGAGAAACCGGCGAGGCUGGCAACCCAGGACCACCUGGGGAGCCUGGUAUCGGAGGCCCGAAAGGAGAGACGGGUGAGAAGGGAGAAACUGGGCCCCCAGGAGCUGCUGGACCCGCCGGUGCACGUGGACCCCCUGGAGAUGAUGGUCCCAAGGGUAACCCUGGUCCUGUCGGCUUCCCAGGAGACCCUGGCCCCCCCGGUGAGCCUGGUGCUGCUGGUCUGGAUGGUUUACCUGGAGACAGAGGAGAUGAUGGAGAGGCUGGGCAGCCAGGCCCUCCAGGUCCAUCUGGUGAAGCUGGAGUACCAGGACCUCCUGGCAAAAGGGGACCCGCUGGACCAGCAGGUCAGGCAGGCAGACAAGGAGAAAAGGGAUCUAAGGGAGAAGCUGGAGCAGAAGGACCUGUUGGGAAAACUGGACCUGUGGGACCCCAAGGUCCCCCUGGAAAGUCUGGUGCUGAGGGUCUUCGUGGAAUCCCUGGCCCUGUUGGUGAGCAAGGACUCUCUGGUGCUUCCGGUCAAGAUGGCCCUCCUGGUCCUAUUGGCCCCCCUGGACUUCCUGGUAUGAAAGGUGACUCUGGAUUCAAGGGAGAGAAGGGUCACCCAGGUCUAAUUGGUUUAAUUGGACCUCCUGGUGAACCUGGAGAGAAGGGAGACAGAGGUCUUCCUGGACCCCAGGGAACUGCAGGUGGCAAGGGAGAGUCUGGCAUUAACGGUCAAUCAGGUCCUCUUGGCCCUCCUGGUCCUCCUGGAAUUUCUGGUCCUCAAGGACAAAAGGGCUCAAAAGGAUCAACUGGUUCAACUGGUCAGAAGGGAGACCCUGGAUUGAUUGGGCCACCCGGACCACCUGGUCCACCUGCUGAUAUCAUCCAGCCCCUGCCUAUCCAGCAGUCUUCCCGAAAGACCAGAAGGCAAGCUGAGAUGCAGGAAGAUGAGCCACUGGCAGACUACGGCGUUGAUGGCGUGGAGGGAAUGAAGGAUGUUUUUGGAUCUCUCAACAACCUCAAACAGGACAUUGAGCGCAUGAAGUUCCCAAUGGGCACCCAAGAUAACCCAGCCAGGACCUGCAAUGACCUGCAUCUUAGCCAGCCUGAUUACCCAGAUGGUGAAUACUGGAUUGAUCCAAACCAGGGCUGUAUAGGAGACACCAUCAAAGUGUUCUGUAACUUCACAGCAGGUGGAGAAACCUGCAUCUACCCAGACAAGAAAUCCACAGGGGCUAGAAUAUCUAACUGGCCUAAGGAGUCUCCAGGUUCAUGGUUCAGUGAAUUUAAGCGUGGCAAAAUCUUAAGCUACGUUGAUGCAGCAGACAACGCCAUCAACCCGGUGCAGAUGACCUUCCUGAAGCUGCUAAGCUCCUCAGCUCGGCAGAACUUCACCUACAUUUGCCAUCAGUCUGUGGCCUGGCACGAUAUAGAUACUGACAGCUAUGACAAGGCACUGCGCUUCCUGGGCUCCAACGACGAGGAACUGUCUUAUGACAAUAAUCCCUUCAUCAGGCCGCUGAUGGACGGCUGCUCGGCGAAGCAGGGCUAUUCAAAGACGGUGUUGGAGAUCAACACUCCCCGCAUCGACCAGUUGCCCAUCAUUGACGUCAUGCUGAAUGACUUUGGGAAAUCCAACCAGAGGUUUGGCUUUGAGGUCGGACCUGUGUGUUUCCUUGGCUAGACACACCCCUGCUCCCCGCUGAAGGACAGGGUCAGAGGGUAUAUAUUAACACCCACAUGCUGAGAUCUGACAACCUUCAUCUUCUCUCCCCGCGAAGCGAAAGCCUGUCUUUUCUUUUGUUGCCAAGAAGAUCCACUCCAGCAAGGAGAAGAAGAGUCCCCCAGGCCCUGUCAUGAAAGCGCUGACCAGGGGAAACUGCUCCUCGCCCUUGUAGGGCCAGAAUCACAUGACUUUAACUUACUAAUGGGAAUGACAUCAGGAAAAGGACAUUUGAUGCCAUGGUGGACGGUGGCACACUUACAGCAGCAGAGAGAGGCUCCACUCCCCCUAAGCCCAAUCCUCCCUCGUCCUUCCCCUACAACCACGCCUCCCUCUCUCGAUGCUCCCGGUGCUGCUCUGAAUACAACCACAGAUGUGCUUUUGUGCAGAAUCACAAAACACUCAAGGUGCUACAAAUUUUUUUUUGAUUAAACUGUAAUUAUUAUUAUUA